GAGUGGGAUCCUUGGAGGGUGGCAGAGCCAGAGCCUGAAUACUUGGCCAAGAGCAGGGUCGUGACAGCGAGCAAAGUGCUGCUCGAGUCGGCAUUUGGUUGGCAGUGGUACUUGGGUGACCGAGUGACACGCCAGUCACUUGGCUAUGCAGGGUUCCAGGUGCCUGGACCGCUUCCACCACGGGCUUCACACACAGGGGAGUACGCGCUGGCCGAGCUAGAGAUCUUCACACGGCCUGACACCGACUUGACACGUUACUUGCGUCCUGGCAUGGACUAUGCGGUUUACCAGAGAGAGCGCUUGGCGGGGCCGCUGAGAGUGCGAGAGUUCAGGGAGGUCCGGAGUCAGGCUCGUGGACCCGCUGAGGAGAGGAAAGCCAUUACCGUGAGGCAGAGUAGUGGCGAGAGUCGUGUGAGACGGGGUCCGAGUGGACCUGUGAGAGGUGGGCCACCAGAGUUGACGUGGCAGAUAGCAGUGGUGGGCUCUCAGGGCAAUCCAGCUGAGCUACACCUAGCCCCUGCCAGAGUUGAGCCAGCGCCCGUUACUGUGUCGGUGCCCAAUGAGUGGGUGAACGAGGCUGUUCGGCGUAUGCUUGCACUAGAGAACAUGAUAAGGCGAGCGGCAAGUGACUUGCCUUUAGACUUGCGCUACCCACCACCGGCGGUUCAGAGACCUCAGGUAUAACCUUCAAAACAAACGAUACAUUCCUGCAUUCGAUACUUGACAUAUGCAUGCUUUGCUCGAUACAUAGUAUUCCUUAAUUGCCAUUGACUUCAAAAUUGAUCUUACCUGCUUACAAACAUGCAAUACAUAGAAUGUAUACUAAAUGUGCAAAAAUUUAUAAUGCAGACACAGGGACGGGUGGCUCCUAGGAGGAAAAGCGCAAAAGAGCCUCCACAAAAGAAGCUAGCAACUAAGACUCCUGUUCCUCCACCUACUACUAGACCACAGACGCGGGGCAUACAGCCACCUGUUGCGAGUGAGGAGGCGGCCCGAGAGGCCGUGGCGCGCGCUGAGGAGAGGUAUCAACUAAAAAUGCGCCAACGGCCUUCGC
Molecule: messenger RNA, 1054 nt
Organism: Rhododendron vialii
Lineage: Eukaryota; Viridiplantae; Streptophyta; Magnoliopsida; Ericales; Ericaceae
Exons: 2
Coding region: 271-684 (137 amino acids)
Source: RefSeq, a predicted model, not a curated record